AUGCGUGUCGAUGAUGGUGGUGAUGAUGAUGAUGAUGAUGAUGAUGAUGAUGAUGAUGAUGAUGAUGAUGAUGAUGAUGAUGAUGAUGAUGAUGAUGAUGAUGAUGAUGAUGAUGAUGAUGAUGAUGAUGAUGAUGAUGAUGAUGAUGAUGAUGAUGAUGAUGAUGAUGAUGAUGAUGAUGAUGAUGAUGAUGAUGAUGAUGAUGAUGAUGAUGAUGAUGAUGAUGAUGAUGAUGAUGAUGAUGAUGAUGAUGAUGAUGAUGAUGAUGAUGAUGAUGAUGAUGAUGAUGAUGAUGAUGAUGAUGAUGAUGAUGAUGAUGAUGAUGAUGAUGAUGAUGAUGAUGAUGAUGAUGAUGAUGAUGAUGAUGAUGAUGAUGAUGAUGAUGAUGAUGAUGAUGAUGAUGAUGAUGAUGAUGAUGAUGAUGAUGAUGAUGAUGAUGAUGAUGAUGAUGAUGAUGAUGAUGAUGAUGAUGAUGAUGAUGAUGAUGAUGAUGAUGAUGAUGAUGAUGAUGAUGAUGAUGAUGAUGAUGAUGAUGAUGAUGAUGAUGAUGAUGAUGAUGAUGAUGAUGAUGAUGAUGAUGAUGAUGAUGAUGAUGAUGAUGAUGAUGAUGAUGAUGAUGAUGAUGAUGAUGAUGAUGAUGAUGAUGAUGAUGAUGAUGAUGAUGAUGAUGAUGAUGAUGAUGAUGAUGAUGAUGAUGAUGAUGAUGAUGAUGAUGAUGAUGAUGAUGAUGAUGAUGAUGAUGAUGAUGAUGAUGAUGAUGAUGAUGAUGAUGAUGAUGAUGAUGAUGAUGAUGAUGAUGAUGAUGAUGAUGAUGAUGAUGAUGAUGAUGAUGAUGAUGAUGAUGAUGAUGAUGAUGAUGAUGAUGAUGAUGAUGAUGAUGAUGAUGAUGAUGAUGAUGAUGAUGAUGAUGAUGAUGAUGAUGAUGAUGAUGAUGAUGAUGAUGAUGAUGAUGAUGAUGAUGAUGAUGAUGAUGAUGAUGAUGAUGAUGAUGAUGAUGAUGAUGAUGAUGAUGAUGAUGAUGAUGAUGAUGAUGAUGAUGAUGAUGAUGAUGAUGAUGAUGAUGAUGAUGAUGAUGAUGAUGAUGAUGAUGAUGAUGAUGAUGAUGAUGAUGAUGAUGAUGAUGAUGAUGAUGAUGAUGAUGAUGAUGAUGAUGAUGAUGAUGAUGAUGAUGAUGAUGAUGAUGAUGAUGAUGAUGAUGAUGAUGAUGAUGAUGAUGAUGAUGAUGAUGAUGAUGAUGAUGAUGAUGAUGAUGAUGAUGAUGAUGAUGAUGAUGAUGAUGAUGUGGAUGAUGAUGAUGAUGAUGACGAUGAUGAUGAUGAUGAUGAUGAUGAUGAUGAUGAUGAUGAUGAUGAUGAUGAUGAUGAUGAUGAUGAUGAUGAUGAUGAUGAUGAUGAUGAUGAUGAUGAUGAUGAUGAUGAUGAUGAUGAUGAUGAUGAUGAUGAUGAUGAUGAUGAUGAU
Molecule: messenger RNA, 1458 nt
Organism: Dicrocoelium dendriticum
Lineage: Eukaryota; Metazoa; Platyhelminthes; Trematoda; Plagiorchiida; Dicrocoeliidae
Source: the annotation of a GenBank genome assembly